Molecule: messenger RNA, 1998 nt
Organism: Spathaspora passalidarum NRRL Y-27907
Lineage: Eukaryota; Fungi; Ascomycota; Pichiomycetes; Serinales; Debaryomycetaceae
Gene: MLH1
Product: mismatch repair ATPase
Exons: 1
Coding region: 1-1998 (665 amino acids)
Biological process (GO): mismatch repair
Cellular component (GO): MutLalpha complex
Molecular function (GO): ATP-dependent DNA damage sensor activity; ATP binding; ATP hydrolysis activity
Source: RefSeq, a predicted model, not a curated record
AUGGAGGAACCACGUCGAAUCCAGAAGCUAGAUGUAUCAGUAGUCAAUAAGAUCGCUGCAGGAGAAAUCAUCAUCCAGCCAGCUAAUGCUCUCAAGGAAAUGCUUGAGAACUCAAUCGAUGCUCAGUCCACCCACAUAGAAAUCCUAGUCAAGGAAGGCGGACUCAAACUUCUACAAAUCACAGACAACGGAACAGGAAUCAACCUCGAAGAUCUCCCGUUGCUAUGUGAACGAUUCGCCACUUCUAAGCUAGUCAAGUUUGACGACUUGAGCUCGAUAGCAACUUACGGAUUCCGGGGCGAAGCAUUAGCAAGUAUCUCCCACAUAUCGAGAUUGUCCGUCAUCACCAAGACCAAAGAGUCGAGUGUGGCAUACAAGGCAUAUUACAUGAAUGGGAAGCUAUGCAAUUCCAAUUUCAAAGGUGAAGGACAACCAAAACCUAUUGCUGGUAAAGUAGGCACGCAAAUCAUCGUUGAAGAUUUGUUUUACAAUAUUCCCUCUAGAUUACGUGGCUUGAAAUCCAAAAAUGACGAAUAUGGCAAGAUACUUGAUAUUAUUGGAAGGUAUGCUAUACAUUGUGGUGACGUUGGAUUUUGUUGUAAGAAAUACGGCGACCCCAUUCAACAGUUGAACACUAGGCCCAACUUGCCUUUGAAAGAGAGAAUUAGAACCGUUUAUGGAUCAGCCAUUGCUAAUGAAUUGCUUGAAGUUGACACAGAGUAUCCUGAGCUUGGAUUGAAUAAAUGUUCAGGGAUGAUUACUAAUUCCAACUACAACAAUAAAAAGAAGAUCCAACCAGUAAUAUUCAUAAAUCACAGGUUGGUCACUUGUGAACCUUUGAAACGAGCCAUAAAUUCUGUAUUCCAAUUCUUCUUACCAAAAGAUUCCCAUCCAUUCUUCUAUAUAAGUUUAGAAAUCACUCCUGAGAACCUUGAUGUCAAUAUUCAUCCUACUAAACGAGAAGUCAGGUUCUUAAAUGAAGAUGAGAUCAUUGAAAUUAUUGUUAAUAAUAUCCAUCUGGUUUUAUCUAGUGUCGAUAGUUCCAGAAAGUUCAAAUCUCAAACAAUCAUUACUAAAAGAAAGUAUCAAGAGAAUGAAGAACCAGAGCCGCCUAAAAAGUAUAGACAAGAGAAUAAAUUGAAUCGAAGUGAUGGAAGACAAACUAAAUUGACGGCAUACAUACUGCAGGAUAACAUAACACCAAUAAAAGCGGACUCCAACAUGAUUUCAUCAACCCAAUUAACCAACAGCUUUGGUAGUAGUAGUAGUGAAACCAGUUCACAGAGACAAAGAGUCCAAGUCAAUUUAGAGUCAAUAUCCGAAUUGAAACAAGAGUUAACCGAGAACAUCCAUAAGCCAUUAACUAAUAUCUUCAAUAAUGCAGUAUAUGUAGGAAUAAUUGAUCCAGUUAAACGAUUAUGCUGUUUUCAAUAUGAUGUUACGUUGUAUAUGUGUGAUUAUGCUGCAUUGCUUCUUGAAUUUUAUUAUCAAAUUUGCCUAGAUAAUUUUUGCAACUUUGGCGAAAUCAAAUUUGACGAGCCUAUAUCAUUGACUGAAAUAUUGCAACCAUUAUAUGAUAUAAAACAAGAUUUGCAGCCUAUGGAAGAAGUGAUUGAGAAAAUUGUCAGUAUGAAAGAUAUGUUUGCUGAGUAUUGCCAAAUAAUAAUAGAAGAUAACGAGUUAACUACGAUCCCCAUGAUUAUGCAAGGCAUUCAACCCGAUUAUAACAAACUACCAUAUUUCUUGUAUAGAUUAGGAACAAAGGUGAAUUAUGAAGAUGAAAAGCUGUGUUUGCAGAUGAUACUUCGACAAAUUGCCUUGUUGCACUUGCCUGAACCUACAUCAGAAGAAAAUGAACGCAAGAAAUUAGAAAUUCAGUUUGAAAGCAUUUUGUUUCCGGAAAUCAAAAGACAGUUCUUGUCCCCUAAAAGUUUACUACAAGGCGUGAUUCAAAUCGCUGAUUUGCCCGGGUUGUAUAAAGUUUUUGAGAGGUGUUAA